Messenger RNA from Pipistrellus nathusii (Nathusius's pipistrelle), 4014 nucleotides. NCBI's taxonomy places the organism in Eukaryota, Metazoa, Chordata, Mammalia, Chiroptera, Vespertilionidae. The record is from the annotation of a GenBank genome assembly.
AUGGUCUCCUGCUGGGACACCGGGGUCCUGCUGUGCGCGCUGCUAGGCGGUCUGCUGCUCACAGGAUCUACUUCAGGUUCAAAUUUAAAAAGUCCUGAACUGAGUUUAAAUGGCACCCAGUACAUCAUACAAGUAGGCAAGAAGCUAUCUAUCAAAUGCAGGGGGAAAGCAGACCACUCAUGGUCUUUGCCUGAAACAGUGAGUAAGGAAAGCAAAAGGCUUAACAUUACUAAAUAUGCCUGUGGAAAGGGUGGCAAGCAGUUCUGCAGCACUUUGACCUUGACCACAGCCGAGGCAAACGACACUGGCUUCUACAGCUGCAAGUAUCUAUCUCCUCCUUCAAAGAACAAGCUAACAGAAUCUACAAUCUAUAUAUUUAUUAAUGAUACAAGUCGACCUUUCUUGGAAAUGCACAGUGAACUACCUGAACCGAUACUUAUGACUGAAGGAAGGGCGUUAGUCAUUCCCUGCCGGGUGUCGUCACCUGACAUCGUUGUUACUUUAAAAAAGGUUCCAUUUCAGAUUCUGAUCCCUGAUGGAGAAAGAAUAAUCUGGGACAGUAGGAAGGGCUUUUUAAUUUCAAAUGCAACAUACAAAGAAAUUGGCCUUCUGACCUGUGAGGCAACAGUCAACGGACAUUUGUACCAGACACACUAUCUCACAUAUCGACAAACCACUACAAUCUUAGAUGUCCAAAUGAGCACACCAGGCCUUGUCAAGUUACUUAGAGGUCAAACUCUGACCCUCAACUGUACUGUCACCACAUCCUUCAAUACGAGAGUUCAAAUAAACUGGACUUACCCUGGUGAAACAAAUAAGAGUGCCUCUAUAAGAAGUCGAUUUGACCAAAGCAAUCCCCAUUACAAUAUAUUCUACAGUGUUCUUACUAUUAACAAAGUGCAGAGCAAAGACAGCGGCAUUUACGCCUGUCAUGUGACAAGUGGCCCAUCCUUCAGAUCUGCGAACACCUCAGUGCGUGUAUAUGAUGAACCAUUCAUCAGCAUGAAACAUCGAAAACAGCCGGUGCUUGAAACUGUAGCUGGCAAGAAGUCUUACCGGCUAGCGAUGAAAGUGAGGGCAUUUCCCCCGCCGGAAGUGGCAUGGCUAAAAGAUGGGUUACCUCUCACGGAGAAAUCUGCUCGCUAUUUUGUUCAUGCCUAUUCGUUAAUUAUUAAAGAUGUAGCUGCUGAGGACACAGGGAAUUACACAGUCUUGCUGAACAUAAACCAGUCAAACGUGGUUAAAAACCUCACAACCACUCUCAUCGUAAACGUGAAACCCCAGAUUUACGAAAAGGCUGUGUCACCACUACCAGAACCAAUUCUCUAUCCAUUUGGCAGCAGACAAAUCCUGACCUGUACCGUUUAUGGUAUUCCUCAACCUACGAUCAAGUGGCUCUGGCGUCCCUGUAACCAUAAUCAUUCAAAAGCAAGGUAUGACUUUUGCUCCAAUAAUGAAGAGUCCUAUAUCCUGGAUCCUGACAGCCUCAUAGGAAACAGAAUUGAGAGUAUCACUCAACGCACGGCAAUCAUAGAAGGAAAAAAUAAGACCGCUAGCUCCUUGGUUGUGGCUGACUCUAGAAUUUCUGGAAUCUACACCUGCAUGGCUUCCAAUAAAGUAGGGACUGUGGAAAGAAACAUAAAGUUUUAUAUCACAGAUGUGCCAAAUGGGUUCCACGUUCACUUGGAAAAAAUGCCUACCGAAGGAGAGGACCUGAAACUAUCUUGCACAGUUAGCAAGUACUUAUACAGAGACAUCACUUGGCUUCAGCUGCGGACAGCUAACAACCGGAGCGCACACUACAGGAUCCGCAGACAGAAAACGGCCAUCACCACGGAGCACUCCGUUACGCUCCACCUCCUCAUCAAGAAUGUGUCCGUGGACGACUCGGGCACCUAUGCGUGCAGAGCCAGGAACAUAUUCACAGGGGAAGACACCCUUCAGAAGAAAGAAGUUACAGUUAGAGAUCAGGAAGCACCAUACCUCCUGCGAAACCUCAGUGAUCACACAGUGGCUGUCAGCAGCUCCACUACUCUAGACUGUCGUGCUAACGGCAUCCCUGAGCCUCAGAUCACCUGGUUUAAAAACAACCACAAAAUACAACAAGGACCUGGAAUUAUUUUAGGACCAGGAAGCAGCACUCUGUUUAUUGAAAGAGUUACAGAAGAGGAUGAAGGCGUCUAUCAUUGCAAAGCCACCAACCAGAAGGGGUCUGUGGAAAGUUCAGCAUACCUCACCGUUCAAGGAACCUCAGAAAAGUCAAAUCUGGAGCUAAUCACUCUGACGUGCACCUGUGUGGCUGCGACCCUCUUCUGGCUACUGUUAACUCUCUUUAUCCGAAAACUGAAAAGAUCUUCUUCUGAAAUAAAACCUGACUACCUAUCAAUUAUAAUGGACCCAGAUGAAGUUCCCCUGGAUGAGCAGUGUGAGCGGCUCCCGUAUGAUGCCAGCAAGUGGGAAUUUGCCCGGGAGAGACUUAAGCUAGGCAAAUCACUUGGAAGAGGGGCUUUUGGAAAAGUCGUACAAGCAUCUGCAUUUGGCAUUAAGAAAUCAGCCACCUGCCAGACUGUGGCUGUAAAAAUGCUAAAAGAGGGGGCCACAGCCAGCGAGUACAAAGCCCUGAUGACUGAGCUCAAGAUCUUGACCCACAUUGGCCACCACCUGAAUGUAGUCAACCUGCUGGGAGCCUGUACGAAGCAAGGAGGGCCUCUGAUGGUGAUCGUUGAAUAUUGCAAAUAUGGAAAUCUCUCCAACUAUCUCAAGAGCAAAAGAGACUUAUUCUUUCUCAACAAGGAUGCAGCAUUGCACAUGGAGCCUAAGAAAGAAAAAAUGGAGCCAGACGUGGAGCAAGGCAAGAAACAAAGACUAGACAGUGUCACCAGCAGCGAGAGCUUUGCAAGCUCCGGGUUUCAGGAAGAUAAAAGUCUGAGUGAUGUGGAGGAAGAGGAGGAUUCUGACGAUUUCUACAAGCAGCCCAUAACUAUGGAAGACCUGAUUUCUUACAGUUUUCAAGUGGCCAGAGGCAUGGAGUUUUUGUCUUCAAGAAAGUGCAUUCAUCGGGACCUGGCAGCUCGAAACAUUCUGUUGUCUGAGAACAACGUGGUGAAGAUUUGCGACUUUGGCCUCGCCCGGGAUAUUUAUAAGAACCCCGAUUAUGUGAGAAAGGGAGAUACGCGACUUCCCCUGAAAUGGAUGGCUCCUGAAUCUAUCUUUGACAAAAUCUACAGCACCAAGAGCGACGUGUGGUCUUAUGGAGUGCUGCUGUGGGAAAUCUUCUCCUUAGGUGGGUCUCCAUACCCAGGAGUGCAGAUGGACGAGGACUUCUGCAGCCGCCUGAAGGAAGGCAUGAGGAUGAGGGCUCCUGAGUAUGCAACUCCUGAAAUCUAUCAGCUCAUGCUGGACUGCUGGCACAGAGACCCCAAAGAAAGGCCAAGAUUUGCAGAACUUGUGGAAAAACUAGGCGAUUUGCUUCAAGCCAAUGUACAACAGGAUGGGAAAGACUAUAUCCCACUAAACGCCAUACUUACAAGAAACAGUGGGUUCACAUACUCAACUCCUGCCUUCCCUGGGGACUACUUCAAGGAAGAUAUUCCAGCUUCACGGUUUAAUUCAGGAAGUUCUGAAAAUGUCAGAUAUGUAAAUGCUUUCAAUUUCAUGAGCCUGGAGAGAAUCAAAACCUUUGAAGAACUUUCACCAAAUGUCACCUCUAUGCUUAAUGAUUACCAGGUGGACGGUAGCACUCUGUUGGCCAACCCUUUGCUGAAGCGCUUCACCUGGACUGAGAGCAAACCCAAGGCCUCGCUAAAGAUUGACUUGAGAGUAACCAGUAAGAGUAAGGAGUCGGGGCUUUCUGACCUCACCAGGCCUCGGGUUUGCCAUCCUGACUGUGGGCACAUCAACAGAGGCAAGCGCAGAUUUACCUAUGACUACUCCGAGCUGGAAAAGAAGGUUUCGUGCUGCUCUCCUCCCCCAGACUACAACUCGGUGGUCUUGUAUUCCACCCCACCUGUCUAA